Molecule: messenger RNA, 159 nt
Organism: Sphenostylis stenocarpa
Lineage: Eukaryota; Viridiplantae; Streptophyta; Magnoliopsida; Fabales; Fabaceae
Source: the annotation of a GenBank genome assembly
AUGCCUACAUUCAAAUUGUCGUUUUGCUCUGUUCUCGAUGUUUCGGGCCCCGGCCCAGGAAUUAAGAAAGGACAUCAGGACCCAAGGCCCAGGGCCCACUAUCAUUCAUACACGAAAACGACGCACCGUGUCCGAAGUAGGGGUCCACGCGCAGUUUAG